Messenger RNA from Alexandromys fortis (reed vole), 4742 nucleotides. RefSeq names its product alpha glucosidase (gene Gaa). The record is from RefSeq and is a predicted model, not a curated record. Gene Ontology annotation, molecular function: carbohydrate binding; alpha-1,4-glucosidase activity. NCBI's taxonomy places the organism in Eukaryota, Metazoa, Chordata, Mammalia, Rodentia, Cricetidae. The transcript has 20 exons. Gene Ontology annotation, biological process: glycogen catabolic process; lysosome organization. Gene Ontology annotation, cellular component: lysosomal membrane. Bases 110 to 3082 code for a protein of 990 amino acids.
UAGCCCCGCCCUCGGACCACGUGACCCGAGCUGUCUCGCUGGGUUUGGGGGUCUGCGGCCAGGAGGGCGUUUGCGCAGGUGAGCUGGACGCGCUGGUGACGGCUGUAUCAUGCCCGAGGACCUCCAGAGGAGCGGCCUCCUUCAGGGCGGCGAGGCCGACUAUCAAGCCUCCAGGACUGUGUAUGCUGCUCUGGGCCAACAGGCUUUCACCAUGAAGACGAAGAAGCCUCUCUGCGCCCACUCUCUGGUUGGGGUCUGCAUCCUCAUCUGCUUUAUAACCGCUAUCAUUCUGGGUCAUGUCAUGCUCCAUGACUUAAUGAUGCUUCCCCAAGACUUUCCUGCGUCCUCUUCAGGACUGGAAGAUACUUUUAGGCCUCAACAUUGGAAGGGUUACGGGCCACGGCCCCAGCACACCCAGGAGCACCCUGUGCAGCCUGCAGCAGUGCCCACGAAGUGUGAUGUGCCCCCCAACAGCCGCUUUGACUGUGCUCCAGACAAGGGCAUCUCCCGGGAGGAGUGUGAGGCCCGUGGCUGCUGCUAUGUCCCAGCCGGGCAAAUGCUAAAGGCGCCGCUGAUGGGGCAGCCCUGGUGUUUCUUCCCUCCCAGUUACCCAAGCUACAGGCUAGAGAAUUUGAACUCCACAGAGACGGGGUACACAGCCACCCUGACCCGUACCAGCCCGACCUUCUUCCCAAAGGAUGUGCUGAGCUUACAGCUGGAUGUGCUGAUGGAGACCGAGAGCCGCCUCCACUUCAUGAUCAAAGACCCUGCUAAUAAGCGCUACGAAGUGCCCAUGGAGACCCCGCGUGUCCUGAGCCAGGCAUCGUCCCCCCUCUAUACUGUGGAGUUCUCAGAGGAGCCCUUCGGAGUGAUUGUCCGCAGGAAGCUAAAUGGCCGGGUGCUGCUGAACACUACCGUGGCCCCCCUGUUCUUCGCUGACCAGUUCCUGCAGCUGUCCACGUCAUUGCCCUCCCAGCACAUCACAGGCCUCGCUGAGCACCUCAGCCCGCUCAUGCUCAGCACCGAAUGGACGCGGGUCACCCUCUGGAACCGGGACCUGGCACCCUUGCCAGGUGCCAACCUCUACGGGUCACACCCAUUCUACCUGGCGCUGGAGGACGGUGGCUUGGCUCAUGGUGUCUUCCUGCUGAACAGCAAUGCCAUGGAUGUGGUCCUGCAGCCCAGCCCGGCCCUAACCUGGAGGUCAACAGGUGGGAUCUUGGAUGUGUACGUGUUCCUGGGCCCAGAGCCCAAGAGCGUUGUGCGGCAGUACCAGGAUGUUGUGGCAGGUUACCCCUUCAUGCCGCCGUACUGGGGCCUGGGUUUCCACCUCUGCCGCUGGGGCUACUCCUCCACUGCCAUCAUCCGCGAGGUGGUGGAGAACAUGACCAGAGCACACUUCCCCCUGGAUGUGCAGUGGAACGACCUGGACUACAUGGACGCCCGCAGGGACUUCACCUUCAACCAGGAUGGCUUUGCAGACUUCCCAGACAUGGUGCGCGAGCUCCACGAGGGUGGCCGGCGGUACAUGAUGAUCGUGGACCCUGCCAUCAGCAGUUCAGGCCCUCCUGGGAGUUACCGGCCCUAUGACGAGGGUCUUCGGAGGGGCGUGUUCAUCACCAAUGAGACUGGGCAGCCACUGAUUGGGAAGGUAUGGCCUGGAUCCACAGCCUUCCCCGAUUUCACCAACCCUGAGACCCUUGACUGGUGGCAGGACAUGGUCUCUGAGUUCCAUGCCCAGGUGCCCUUUGAUGGAAUGUGGAUUGACAUGAAUGAACCAUCCAACUUCAUUAGAGGCUCUCAGCAAGGCUGCCCUGACAAUGAACUGGAGAACCCACCCUAUGUGCCCGGGGUGGUUGGUGGGACCUUGCAGGCAGCUACGAUCUGUGCCUCGAGCCGCCAGUUCCUCUCCACACACUACAACCUCCACAACCUGUACGGCUUGACUGAAGCCAUCGCCUCCAACAGGGCCCUAGUGAAGACCCGGGGGACCCGACCCUUUGUGAUCUCCCGCUCAACCUUCGCUGGCCAUGGCCGAUAUGCUGGCCACUGGACGGGGGAUGUGUGGAGCACCUGGGAGCAUCUUUCCAACUCUGUGCCAGAAAUCCUGCAGUUUAACCUGCUAGGCGUGCCCCUGGUGGGGGCGGACAUCUGCGGCUUCCUGGGGAACACAUCAGAGGAGCUGUGUGUGCGCUGGACCCAGUUGGGGGCCUUCUACCCCUUCAUGCGGAACCACAACGACCUCAAUAGCAUGCCUCAGGAGCCAUACAGGUUCAGCGAGACCGCACAGCAGGCUAUGAGGAAGGCCUUUACCUUGCGCUAUGCGCUUUUGCCCUUCCUGUACACUCUGUUCCAUGGAGCCCACGUCAGAGGGGACACAGUGGCCCGGCCUCUCUUCCUGGAGUUCCCUGAGGAUCCCAGCACCUGGUCUGUGGACCGCCAGCUCUUGUGGGGGUCAGCUCUGCUCAUCACACCUGUGCUGGAGCCUGGGAAAACUGAAGUGACUGGCUACUUCCCUGAGGGCGUGUGGUACAACCUGCAGAUGGUGCCGGUGGAGGUUCUCGGCAGCCUCCCAUCUCCUCCACCAUCUCCUCCAUCAUCCCCCAGAUCUGCUGUCCACAGCAAGGGGCAGUGGUUGAAGCUCGAAGCCCCACUGGAUACCAUCAAUGUGCACCUGAGGGCAGGAUACAUCCUACCGCUGCAGGGUCCCAGCCUCACAACCACGGAAUCCCGAAAGCAGCCCAUGGCCCUGGUCGUGGCUUUAACAGCAAGCGGCGAGGCCCGUGGGGAGCUGUACUGGGACGAUGGGGAGAGCCUUGGGGUUCUGGAGCAGGGGGCCUACGCACUGAUCACCUUCUUGGCCAAGAAUAAUACCAUUGUGAAUGAGUUAGUGCACAUGACCAAGGAGGGGACUGACCUACAGCUGAAGGAGGUGGCCGUCUUGGGAGUGACCACAGCCCCUACACAAGUCCUUUCCAAUGGGGUCCCUGUCUCUAAUUUCACCUACAGCCCUGACAGCAAGACCCUGGCUAUCCCCGUCUCGCUGCUCAUGGGAGAACAGUUUCAGAUUAAUUGGUCCUAGGAGACCACACCUGUGUUUACUGAGGACCUGAGUCCUGUGUGUUUUUUCCUGCCGUGUUGCUGCUGCUGCCCGUGAGGUACCAUGUUAGGAAAGGACUGAGGCUUGCUAACCUGUCUGUCCCAGCUGUCCAUCCCUGGCACUAGAUAAUGUGAAGUACAUUUUACCUACGCCAACAUCAGGCCAUGCGGCCACUGCAACUGGGACCCUACCGAGAGACAGAGUUGGUGAUGUCAUCGGGCUCACAGAGCUUGAGAAACUUACUGUGAAGUGCACUUAUUUAAAUAAAAAGGGACAUUUGGAACCAGCCCUCACAUCACCUCAUGUCUUCAUGUGACCCUCAUGUCUCCACAUCCCCAGCCACGCUCCAUCCCAUUACCUCAGGUUUGCCUUCUCCCAUCCUAGCACUCCUGCCUGAGUUAGCAAGGCUGGCUGGUCAGCAAGGUGGCGGUGGAGACGGGGGGCCUAAGAUCUUGGCCCAGGCUCCCUAACAAGCCUGGAGCUAAGUAAAGGUUUGUCUGUUAUGAACUCAUAUGUGACACUUGUGCCAAAUUUGUCACCAGGGUUGAUGGGCUAAGGGGUCAGCAGCCCAGCCUACUUUUAUCUCCAGAAAUACAAGAACCAAAAGUGUGGGGACUCUGGAGUCCCUUCUAGCUGGGUCACUGCCAGCUGGGAGCCUCUAGGCACUUGGCUCCCAGCAGGGAAUGGGAGAGAAGGGCAGUAAUUGCCACAGAUUCUGCCCCAUCUCUCCUCUCUGCCUUUGGGUUCUAGAAAGCAGAGGCACCUGAUGGACUCCGGUGGCGGUGAGCCUCUCUGCCUAUGAUUGGAAGGUGUUUUUUCUACCACAUGGAGGGGCUGACAGGCGAAGGCAGGGUCCCCAAGUGUAGAAAGCAGAAGGGGAGUAGCAAAGGGAACCAGUGCCUCCCACCAGACAGCUCCUGCAACCCAAAUGCACAGGCAUGUUGCCCCUGGAUUCCUGCCAGCCCUCACCCAAGUGGCUGUCGGCCCCUCUUAAGCACACCUUGGCUACUUAGCCUGUCCCGAGUCCUGGAUGAGGAGCUUUUCUUGGAGGGACAGGGUAGAAGUGACGAGUGGGGCUGGUCCCAUUGGCUGAGACCUGAGGUCUGCUCAGUGGCCCACACUGUAUAUUCACAGCGAGACAUGGGCAGUGCUUGGCUAAGGUAGCUUCAGCAAUCCGUCUAAGCCAGGGGCCUCUGCACGGCCUCCUUUCCCCUCCCAGCUGCUGUAUGAGUUAAUGUCAGUGGCCCCUUUCCUUGGCUGCAGAGGGGCAGCUUGAGAUGAGCGAUAAACCUUAACCUGUCAGAGAAGCGGUCAGAAGGUGAGUUCGUCUGUCAUUCAGCAUCCGACCCAUCCAUGUGGUGUGGACUGUCCUUGACUGUUGUGUGGUUUCCUAUCGUCCCAUUCCAACAUUACUUCCUAGAGGGAAGUUCAUUAAGGUUCCAGAAAUUCCUGAAACACAAGGUUCACAGGGCCUCCCCAAAAGCUGUGUAGCAGAUAGGAAACCGUCCAAGCUGCUGAGUUGGCUUCCAGUCUGUAGUCCAGGGAUAUUGCUCUCUGCAUGCUGGGUGGCUUCUAUGUAAUGCCGCUGCCUUCAAGUCUUCUGUCGGUAACCCCAAUAAACUUGCUGCUGCGCUGAGCUAGA